This is a messenger RNA of Ictalurus punctatus (channel catfish), 682 nucleotides long. RefSeq names its product LYR motif containing 5a (gene lyrm5a). Gene Ontology annotation, cellular component: mitochondrion. NCBI's taxonomy places the organism in Eukaryota, Metazoa, Chordata, Actinopteri, Siluriformes, Ictaluridae. Gene Ontology annotation, biological process: respiratory electron transport chain. The record is from RefSeq and is a predicted model, not a curated record. The coding region runs from base 53 to 310 and encodes 85 amino acids. The transcript is spliced from 3 exons.
AGUGGGGACUUACACAAAAUUAGGUCAAUUAGUGCCUUGGAAAAAGGAAACGAUGAGCAAUCCACUUAGGGGAGAAGUUAUCAGAUUGUACAAGAAUCUUCUCUAUCUUGGGAGGGAAUACCCAAAAGGCUCGGUUUACUUCAGGGAGCGUCUAAAAUCAGCUUUUCUGAAGAACAGAGAUGUCACAGACCCUGAGAAGAUCCAAAAGCUUAUUCAUCGAGGGGAAUUUGUGAUUAAGGAACUUGAGGCCCUUUAUUUCCUCAGAAAAUACAGAGCCAUGAAGAAACGCUAUUACGAACCAGAACACUGAUGUUAUCAUGUCUAUACUAUUGGUCAAAUGCUACAUACGGUAGCGGAAAAAGAAUGUAUAAACAUUACUAAGAUGUUUUAUUGUGCUGAAACGAAAAAGCUAUUUGUGGCUUAUCCUUUUUCCAUUUUAAGAUGAAUAUAACAGUGGUGUUGUACAGAUCAUAAUGCCCAAACUGCCACGGUUAUAACUUGAGUGGUAAACCAAGGACCAUAUGAUAAUGAUUCAUGUCAUUAAAAAAAAAAUAAACACAGAACAGACACUGUCCUGAUCUGAACAAAGACUGUUCUCAAUUGCCACUGAUUUUGUAAAUUACUCUUUAUAUGUGAUGGUGGAUAAGAGCAAAUGCAACAAUAAAUGAAUAGAUUAGUCAAA